GAUGCUGUCAUUCAGCUCUGCCCAUAGCAGCGAAUUGGUCCAGCAUCUCUGCACAGGGUGUAGGGCGAAUGGAUAUGGUAAAAUGCAGUAAGAAUAAGCAACUCUGAGCAUUUAUCCAGGUGUUAAGAAUUGCGAUGAGGAAAGAAAAAUGUAAGGGGCUGGAAUUUCUCUUGUGCCGCUGCGGAGUACGAGCCGUUAUUUUGAGCGAAAUGCGGAGUCUUUUCCCCCAGAGGUGUUAACGCAGAAAAUACAAGAUGAAGAAGCAAUUCAAUCGGAUGCGACAGCUCGCCAACCAGACGGUGGGCAGGGCGGAGAAAACUGAGGUGUUGAGUGACGACCUACUGCAGGUGGAGAAACGGUUGGACCUCGUCAAGCAGGUGACCCACAGCACUCACAAGAAGCUAACUGCCUGCCUACAGGGCCAGCAGGGGGCAGACGACCGGGAGAAGAGAUCCGUCAAGUCUCCCUCGAAAAAGCUCCCCCUUACAAUCCUAGCACAAUGUAUGGUGGAAGGAGCUGCAGUACUGGGAGACGACUCCCUGUUAGGAAAGAUGCUGAACCUGUGUGGGGAGACGGAGGAGAAACUGGCCCAGGAACUCAUCCAAUUUGAAUUCCAGAUAGAGAAAGAUGUGGUUGAGCCUCUCUACGAACUGGCUGAGGUGGACAUCCCCAACAUUCAGAAACAGAGGAAGCACUUAGCCAAGCUGGUCCUGGACAUGGACUCAGCCCGCACACGGUUUCACCAGUCGUCCAAGUCCUCAAGUCACCCUAGCAAUCUGCAGGCGGGUGGGGCAAAGGGUGAGGCCCUGAGAGAAGAAAUGGAGGAGGCAGCCAAUCGGAUGGAGAUCUGCAGGGAUCAGUUGUCCGCAGAUAUGUACAAUUUUGUGGCCAAAGAAAUAGACUAUGCAAACUAUUUUCAGACGCUCAUAGAGAUCCAGGCAGAGUAUCACAGGAAGUCUCUGGAGAUCCUCCAAAGUGUCCUGCCCACCAUUAAAGCUCACCAGGAGGCGUGGGUGGAGAAGCCGUCUUACGGCAAGGCCCUGGAGGAACACCUGAACAUCAGCGGCAGAGAGAUCGCCUUCCCCAUCGAGGCCUGCGUCACCAUGUUGCUGGAGUGUGGCAUGCAGGAGGAGGGUCUGUUCCGAGUGGCUCCCUCGGCCUCCAAGUUGAAGAAGUUAAAAGCCUCCCUGGACUGUGGCGUGAUGGAUGUACAGGAGUAUUCAGCUGAUCCACACGCCAUCGCAGGGGCUCUGAAAUCAUACCUCCGUGAGCUCCCAGAGCCGCUGAUGACCAGUGAACUUUAUGACGAGUGGAUCCAGGCGUCAAAUAUUCAGGAUAUGGACAAGAGGCUACAAGCCUUGCUGGUAGCGUGUGGGAAACUACCAACGGACAACUUAAACAAUUUCAGAUACUUAAUCAAGUUCUUAGCCAAACUGGGUGAGUACCAGGAAUCAAACAAGAUGACUCCCGGUAACAUGGCCAUAGUUCUGGGCCCUAACCUGCUGUGGACGCACUCCAACGAGACUGGGAACAUGACAGAAAUGAUGACCACGGUGUCUCUUCAGAUCGUCGGCAUCAUCGAACCCAUCAUACAGCACGCCGACUGGUUCUUCCCAGGAGAGAUGGAGUUCAACCUGACCGGCUGCUACGGCAGUCCCAUCCACUCCAACCACAACUCCAACUACAGUUCCAUGCCCUCGCCAGACAUGGACCAAUCAGAACGCAAGCAGUCCCAUGACCAGGGCCGACGCCCACUCAGCGUGGCCACCGAUAACAUGAUGCUGGAAUUCUACAAGAAGGAUGGCAGCAUAAGGAAAAUUCAAAGUAUGGGUGUCCGGGUGAUGGACACGACCUGGGUGUCCCGUAAGGGCUCGUCCACUCUGGCCCGUAAGGCCUCGUCCACCCCUCCCAGCGUCCAGGGCCCUGGCUCUCCUGCUGACCACUCCCUCAUCUUGGAGCAGCCUGGGGAGCUGGCAACCUCUCCUUCACCCACUCCUCCACCAGGGGAAAGGGACCGGGUGGGCUCAGACGACGUGUCGCCCAAUCGUCCGGACUCCUCUCACGUCCACCCGCCCCCCGGGCCAGGGGAGGAACGUCCUCCCCCUCCCUACCCCACCUCCUCGUGCCACUCCGUACCCCACCAUUUUUACCCGCACCCCAAAGUCCCGCCCUGUGCCCGGCCCGUCGCCCCGGGCCCGGAGUCCCAGCCCCCCGGCUCCCCCCCUCCCCCGCUGCGCUGGUCUGGCUUCACCCCUCCGCUCCCGCCUCCCACCUCCUCCUCCUCGUCCUCCUCCUCUUCGCUUGACAUCAACUCGAACCCCAAACCCAGCUGCCUUCAUUUCCCCCCAAAGCAAACCCCCCACGCCCUCCCGCACGGCCACCCGCUGUCAGGCGACAUGUCUCAGCCGCCGCACGCCCCCCCGCCCCUCGACGUGGGCAACGCCUCGCCCCUCUACGCGAAAACCCCACUGGCUCUGGCCCGCCAUGACCUGUCCAUGGGCAACCCCCCUAGCCUGCUCACCUCCGCCCCCCCGCCGUGGGCUGCCUGUGGCUGUGCCAGAGAGAGAGGACUCCCCAGGCUGACAAGCACACUGAAGAGCAAAGAGAGUUCUCCUGUGAUUGGCCACAAGGCAGUGCAGGUGGCUGCUCCAGUUGUACCUCCUGGUGUUGGCCAGCUGAGCAGCAGCCAGUCGCCCCACUCAACAGAACACAGCCCGCACACCCUCCGCAAAGGCUCGAAGAAGUUAGCCCCAAUCCCUCCGAAGGUUCCGGCCGGUUACGGCCAGUCGGGUGGUUCUUGUGGGAUGUCGGACCAGUCCACGGGUCAGCCGUCUCCGGUCAGCUUGUCCCCCACCCCUCCCAGCACUCCGUCCCCAUAUGGACUGGCCUGUCCUCUGCAGGGUCAGGGCCAGACGCCUCUCGGUGGCUCCCUGGGGUCUCUCGGCUCCCUCUCCUCCCCGCCCUCUCUGACCGGGACGCUGGGCAAGUCCCGGCCCACGCCCAAGCCUCGCCAGAGGCCCAGUCUGCCCCCUCCUCAGCCACCCAUCGUCCCUGCGCCGGGGGCCACCCCUGUCGGCCCCGGGCCCCUGGAGCAGGGCAUACUGGACGGACUGUCGCCCGGGGAGAGCAUGUCCACAGAUUACUUCAAUUACGAAAUCCCCUCCAUCAAUGUGAACCUGGACAGCCUCAUCGAUGAGUUCAGCGGUGCUGCCCCCUGCAGGCGCUACAGAGCCAAGACGCGUUCUCCUCCAGUAGAAGGGGACGAUCGCCCCGACCACCACCCCUACGCUGUGCCUGAGGCGGACGAACCCCCGGACACCACCUUAUGACAUCGUCCCCUUUGACACAGCCCUGUGACGUCAUUAGAGCUCGCCCAGGGCAAGGAAAAAUCGCUCACACCGCCGUCCAAUGUACGACCUCCCCCAAAACACAAGGCUUUUUUUUUUUUCAUCCAACGUUUGACACGGAACGUCAGUUCUGAAUCCCGAACCUGCCUCGCAUUCCGCUACCUACUGGCUGCAAGCAAACUCAUCACUUAGAAAUACACAAAUAGUAUUGCAAACUUCAUGUGACUAGUAAACAAUACCGCACCAAAUGCCAUAUAAAGGAGGAACUGCUGCCUUUGGAGGGAAGACUUAUGGAAUAUGGAUGGACGCAGAGGAGCCUUAAUGCCACCUGCAGUAUUCUAGUUUAUUUUGGUUGCUUUUUGGCUGCUACAGUGGUUUAUCGAUUUGUUCUCAAUUUUAAACAGUGCUUUUUUAUGUGACUUUUGAGUUCUUGUUUUUGCCUUAUAUAAAAAGCUUGCAAUGAAAUUUGCAAUAUUUGCUUAGUACAUACUCCCAGACAGCUUUGCCUGAACACAAAGGAGUUAAACCCAUAUCCGUAACCUGACUGGUUCCGUAGAUGUUUGGGUGAAGUCGGUCCUCAGGGUCACACGGUGAACCAGUUUGUACUGUAUUCCUUACAGGGUAAUAUGAUACGUAGUCUUAGUUUUCUGCAUACUUUGUAGACGAUAAGGAAGAGAGAUUAUGGAAGCAUGCGGUAUAUGAUAUAGAACUAACACUUAGUCAUUGCAUUGGCAUCAUUCUGAGCAGGGUUGGGGUUAAGUUGAUUCCAUGUCAAUUCCGGUCAAAUUAGGAAGAAAAUGUCAAAUGUGUCUGUUUACUUCCUGUAUUUACUGUAUGGAAAUGGAAUUGAUCCCAACCUGGAUUCUGUGUCACUCCCAUCCCCUAACCCGAGUCCCUAUUCUCACCUCUCCCCCACAGAAAUCCUGUAAGUCUUAACACAUAUCUGCAUAAGUACGCAGAUAAGAUACAUACGUAGAAUCGAUUGAGAAGUAACUUUGUCACUUUCUAAUUUAUUUGUACAGGGUUGAAAAUUAUUUCAUGCACAUAUUUUCACCAGCACCGUAUUAGAACGUUAUUUUUAUCAACAGUUUUUAUUAAAAAAUAAUAAUGUUUACUAUGAAACUGUAUCCUUAGAGAAUAACGAUUCACGUUAAAAAUACAGCUACUCAAUUAAUUCAAGUUCCUAAAAGGAAGAUUUUUAAUCCAGUUACAGAAACUAAUGACUGAUAUUUCUUUUUGGGAGUUCUGAACAGAACCAAGCUGUACUGCACCGGCUGGGUUACACACCGACCCCAGUGACUAGAAACGUUCUGGACCGGAUGUGGAAGGGAAUAUCUGAGCCAGUGCAAUACAGUUUGGGGCAUCAUAGCAGAAAGGCUCUGUUAUGUUCUCUAAGGACCAAUCAUGUUCCUCUAACAAAGUUGCUUUUACAACCACCAGUCGGGUCAAAAUAAUUUUACACAAAGACUGUACAAUAGGGACAUUUUAGACAAUGGAAAAUUCAGUGAACUUUAGAGAAGUUCCAUGGUUUUCCAGAAAUCCCGGUUAGUGGAUUCUGGUUUUUCUGCAUAUUCCCUUGAGAUUUUAGGAGUCACCUGAAUGGUUAUGGGUUUUAUCUCCAUGAAAUGCACUGCUAGCUUCAGGCUCUAAACCGCUUGUCUCUCGUUAUUUUAUCCCAAGUGUUUCCGGCUCUGUGAUAUUUGACCAUGUAGUGUACAUACAAAUAACUGUACAUAAAUAUGUGUAUAAAUCGAAGAGGUAAAACUCAAUGUAAAGGCAAAUCGGAAUUAUACAUAUAGCUAUUUGUGCCAAUAUAUUUAUCAUGUGUAGGAAAAUGAUAUGAUAAAUAACGUGACGUUUAUUUUUGUCCUCUGCAACACGAUUCUAACCAGAUUCACACACAACACCGCAGAAGGCCAGGACGAUAGGUUGUAUCAGUGGGACAUAAAACACAGUUUCGGUGAUGUUAUUCUUUCCAGUGAGGCUAAGAUUUGAAUUCAAACAGGCCCUACUUGCUCAAAAACAUCAUAGCUUAGUUACUUGAACCAGACCCCAUCAUAAACAUAAUUUAAUUAGUAAUUGACAGUAAAUUAUUGUUAUGCUCAGACAUUUUUUACUUUCUCUUAAAAAUUAGUACGCUGGACAUUUUCGUUUCUUGAUUUAGUAGAUGAAUGGAAAUGACAAACCGCAUUAAAGAUGACGAUUUACAGUUAUAUUUGACAUGCCACACGCCUUAUGUUGGAAAUGCAACAUUCAACCUGCUAUCUUAGAUUCCUCUAGCGGGAUUUCAUACGGCCAUCCGAGAGAACUGUCAAAGAACUGGCCAAGCUCGAAUGGCUGGUACUCUACUCGCAGGCAGACUAUUUGAUUGGCUCUUUCAAAUGGUGCAGAGAUCUGCUGCUGUAAUGCCAUGCUUCUUAUCUCAUUCAGUAGACAUCAAAGGACAUCCAUUUUGUCAAUCAAAGUGCAAUUAUGCUGUUUUCUUUAUAUCCUUACACAUAGACCAGAGCCACUUUAUCCUGGAGACUCAGAUGUGUUUGCGCUGUCCUGCCACCUCAGCAGCCAAACAGAUAUGGGAUCAGAGUCAAUAUUUAAGAAGCAAUACCUACUAUUGAAAUGUUACAUAUUAUGGCAUUGUUAAAACAUUCCCAGUGUAAUGUUUAUGGGGAGCUAAAAUAGUCGCAGUAGAAUGUUGUAGUGUCAUGCCAACGAAUCAUAAUGCAGAACUGGUAUGAACUUUUUAAGUACGUGAUUCUGUCAUGGAACAGUCUUGAACAACUGUCACCUGCCCCCUUGCAUUAAACCUAUAAGAGCCAUUAUUUAUAUGCUACAGCAAUCACCCCUUUUUUUCUUUUUUGUUUAUUUUUUUAUUACCAGUUUACUGCAGGAACAUGAAUUCUAGAUUAAUUAUUUUCAAAAAAUAUAUAUAUCUUAUGGUACGCCUCAGUGUGUGUGUCGAUGGACUGCCUUGUUUAUAAAGAUGUUGGUAAUCUUAUAUUAGUUGUGGUGAUUAUGCAGUCUGACAGUUUGCAAGUGCCAUCCCAUUGGUUGCUCAUGUAUUGAAGUUAUAGCUGGAUAAUUGUGUGUGCCUCGAAAAGGAUUACUUUCUGUGUUCGUAUAGCCUGAGUACUGCUCUGUUUUUUGCGAUACCUGUAAAAGAAACAGAUCUGUCAACAGGCUAGGCUUCUCUGUGAGUAGACACACUAUUAAGACAGUCAUCUGCUGGCAUUGUGAAUGAAUGCUUGUGUUGAAAAUGAACAGGCUGUUGGGGUAUUUACACAACAGUGUUUAUAUAUGUCUGACUCAUAGUUGAAUCAUAAUUUAAUCAUAGCUGAAUCAUAACAGUCCUAACUGAACUAUAACUGAGUCAAAACUUAAAUGGAACUGAGUAAUUUAAUUAUACGUUUAUUAAAUUCUGUUGCGCUCAAACUGAUAAACAUUAACAGUAACACCUCACCUUUCCCCUCAACAUGAACAUUUACAUUAAGAUCAUGUUAACAUUAGCAUAAAGAUCAUGAAAAGAGAGAUGUUCUUGACUCUAGAUACAAGUGCACAUUUCUGGAAUAAACUUAAAUGUUUCAACCACCCACUCCAAACUCAUGUAUUUUUCACCCUGUUCGUUUUAGUCUUAGAAACGAAAGAGGAGAAUUCUGUGACAAUGUCAUGCAUGAACUUAGGUAGUCUUUUGAUAAUCCAUGAUUUGUGUCAAUCACUGUCUUUUUUGGGAAAUAGUUACGAGCAAUUUGAUGGGGCACCCGAAAAAUGCAAUGCUUUAUUAUAAAUGAAAUGUGGAAAUGGAUGUGUUUGAAUCAUGAAUAUGAUGAGGUCAUAAUGAAUAGCAGGGUCUUGGGGUCAGUGGCUGUCAUUGGAGACCCAGUCGUGUCAAGUUGCCCCUAGACACCACUCUAGGAUCAGUGUUUGUGUUUCCCUCACUACUAGGUGGGUUAUAAUUGGGGAGUUGGGAAAGCUGAUCAUGGACCUGUAUUCUGUAUCAGUAGACGUUUUCCCCCAAGAAGAAGCUGUUGCCUAAUGGAUGUAUCGCUUCCUCUCUACUGCUUUUUCAACCAGUGUAGAAACAAAUCUGCUGUCCCUCCUGCUCAGCAAGACCACAGCCACGCCCCUCCAACAAAACCACUCCCCUUUCCACACUGCUAAGCGUCGCCCCAUCCUCCUCCUCUGCUUAGCAUAUAGAGUGGAACACAGUCAGUGUGUACCUUGAAGCCUACCGCAAUCCUUAUCAGAAUGUCAAGAAAUAAAUAUAUAUAUUAAACUCUACAUUUUUAUAACC
Messenger RNA from Esox lucius (northern pike), 7635 nucleotides. It is a transcript of the gene arhgap44a, whose product is annotated as rho GTPase-activating protein 44. The transcript is spliced from 22 exons. Gene Ontology annotation, cellular component: intracellular anatomical structure; postsynaptic density; leading edge membrane. Gene Ontology annotation, molecular function: protein binding; GTPase activator activity. The record is from RefSeq and is a predicted model, not a curated record. Gene Ontology annotation, biological process: signal transduction; modification of dendritic spine; regulation of actin cytoskeleton organization. Lineage: Eukaryota; Metazoa; Chordata; Actinopteri; Esociformes; Esocidae. The coding region runs from base 255 to 3329 and encodes 1024 amino acids.